Mya arenaria is the source of this 2585-nucleotide messenger RNA. RefSeq lists its product as uncharacterized. NCBI's taxonomy places the organism in Eukaryota, Metazoa, Mollusca, Bivalvia, Myida, Myidae. The transcript is spliced from 3 exons. Bases 252 to 2222 code for a protein of 656 amino acids. Gene Ontology annotation, molecular function: protein binding. The record is from RefSeq and is a predicted model, not a curated record.
UCGUUUUCGCAUAUUCCAUCAUAAGGAGAACUUGUGUUCAUAUUUGACGUAUGCCUUUGCUAAAUCAUUUAUGUUUAGAUAUCUCUUAUAUUUGAGGCAUACAGAAUCAACUGGAAAUAAAUUGACAUUUUCUUGGAUUUAUAUCAGGAAUAUAUAUAAUAUAAGGAAAUAUGCAAGUAGUACACUAUUAAGAGAAGUUAAAGAGCAAAACAAAGUUUUGACACUUUCUUGGAUAUAAUAACGGAUUAAAAAUGGAGUAUGAACAGGAGUAUGAAAGGAAAUAUGCAAUUAGUACACUUUUAAGACAAGUUAAAGAGCAAAACAAAGAUUUCUGUGAUGUACACGUGCAAGUUGGAACAUGGGUCGAACGCUUCCACAGUUGCAUAUUAGUGGAGAGUGGAUUCUUCGACAAGUUAUUUCACACCAGCAAAUUCCUGGAACAUGUAACAGGAGUUAUUGAAAUUCGUGAACGAAAAUCAUAUGUUGUACACGAAGCUAUUCUGUUUCUUUACAAUGUCGAUCCAGUCUUAGAUAAAGACAACAUUGGUGAAUUUAUUGACAUAGCAGAAUUCCUCAUAAUACCACGUCUUAGAGCAUUCUGUGUGAAAUGGCUGGAACAAACCAAAAAAACAAAUGCACUGAUAGAAAUCUGUCUUCCUUUAUGCACACUCUACGAUGUAGAUGUUCCUUCUGUGAGUGACUAUAUCAGGAUGAAUUUAAUCGAACUCAUGAAUGGAACUGAAUUGCUAAGUAUUGAUAGUAACUCAUUACAUGAUAUAUUGUCGGAUCAAUAUCUGUCGUAUGUUACUAUGGAAACCAAAUUUAACUUCUUGAUGAGAUGGGUAAAGGUGGAUUCUUUAAAUCGAAGUCAGUAUUUCAAGCCAUUAUACGAACUAGUAGACUUCUUGAGAUUAAGUCAAGCAACAAUUACCUUGGCGAAUCAAGAUCCGUUGAUUUGUUCGACAGAAAUGGUUUCUAAAUUGGAGUACGAACAACAACAUAGUGAACCGAAAGAAUUUAUCGCAAUGAUUGCAGAAUAUCAAGACCUUGGCAUUGAGAAAGAGAUGUUUAUGAUCUAUGAUGAACAUAAAACGGAGUGGUUUCGUCUGAAUAUCAAUAUGACAACCACACGAAGUAGCAAAUACUUCACUAACAGAAACGAUAAAUCAACAUUUUACCGUGUCCGCGAAGAUUCGUCUAAUGACACCGUGAUAGAGUUAUGUUCCUCUGAUGGAAACAUUGUUGCCCAUAGUAGGGUUACUGUGGAAUCAUACGAAAACAAAGCGACAAACUGCAAUAAAGGAAUAUUUGAGUCCAUAUGCAUUAAUGGAAGUACAUGUGUAGCGACACGCACUGAUACGUUACAUGUGGAAACCCGAGUUGCGUCAUCAGACUAUGAUCUCGAGUACCACCAACUUCAUGAUGAACCAUUAAAUCUCACAGUUAGCUGUUCAAUAGAUGACAUACAGGUCAUGCAACUCUUGAUUGGCCACAUAGAAACGAGUUCAGAUACAACUAUUCUCUAUCCAAUAUUCUCCAUGAAAUUGAUUGACGAUGACUCUCUGACAGACAUUGGAUGCUUAAAUUCAAACGGCGAUGUGGCCAUGCUUAUACCAUCAUAUUUCUCAACAUCUGUCUUUAUUUACAAUAUAUGUUCGUGCUCCUUGACACAAAUUGAAAUUGAUGAAGUGUCGCCUGAAUCAAAGAUUUAUGGCUUACAAAACGGAUUUGCCAUUGCCGAUGAACUUGACAUUACUCUUGUCAGACAUAUUCAAGAUUCAAAUGAUGUUAAACAUUUCGAAGCCGUUCCUGCUUUAAACUUUGAGCUCUCGUCUGAUAGUCUGAUGUUUUCAAUUGACAACGCAAUUUAUCGAUAUCAAUACCAUUCAUGUGUUGAGAAUUAUAGAUUAGAUAUGGCCGCCAUAGAAGAAAUAUUACAAACAAGAACCUGCGACCCUAUUAAUUGGAGACAGUUGACCAGCCCUGAAUUAAAAGUCGAAUGUAUAAAGUCUGUAAUUGUUUUGGAGUUACCUAACAAUAUUGAUCGGUGUCAUUUGCAUUGCCCACAUUGCGAGCAACUGCCUAGAGGACGCAAAAGGAAAUAUUUUGAGAUGUGCGAAUGUACUUUUCCAAAUUUUCAAAUAUACCAGUCUCAAAUGUUUUUUAAUGAACAAAUCGACAGCGAGAGCGAUAGCAUCACCGACGGAGAUGAAAGUGAUUAAUCAUUAUUAUUUGAUGAAACAAGAUUGGGUUUUUCUUAAACAUGUAGGCAAGAAUAGUAGAAAUAGUGCGAAUAGACUGACGAAAACGAAAGAAGAUCUGAUCGCACACAAUUAAAUGAUAAAUAACUGGAUAAUCUUACUGACAGACGCUUUUAAAGUCUACUUUUUGCAACAAUAACAAAUGGUCAAAGUCAAAUGGAAAUGAUGAACAAAUAUACAGCGCGAGGCAUUCAUUUCAACCAUAUUUUAACUCACAUUGCAUGUAAUCAUAUUAUAAUAAAUGAAAGGAUUAAUAUCAGCGGAAAACACGCCGGAAAUCACAAAAAUGACAGGCUGCAUGUCUUAUUAAAAACAAAAAAUUCA